This is a messenger RNA of Sycon ciliatum, 1017 nucleotides long. RefSeq lists its product as uncharacterized. The record is from RefSeq and is a predicted model, not a curated record. The transcript has a single exon. NCBI's taxonomy places the organism in Eukaryota, Metazoa, Porifera, Calcarea, Leucosolenida, Sycettidae. Bases 1 to 1017 code for a protein of 338 amino acids.
AUGUCAACGCCAACAGCAAGCGGCCCUAAGCAUGGCGACACCAAGGCCAAACGUCUGAUCGUCCCAAAAGCGAAGGUGUCGGUGCCCGUUACGUGCAAGGUGAACCCACGGUGCACUCCGCCGUCGCCUAUCGUUCAACGCCUCGACCCGUAUGCCAAGAAACGAAGAGCAAAAGCCAAACCGCCCAAACGGAUCUAUCUAUCUGCCACGUCAUGCUCACGAGUGGAAAACUUGACAAGGAAGCCGCUGAAAUCGGUCAAACUCUAUCUAUCUGAUGUAGUCGAUGGGCGACCUUGGGUGUCCGUUCACCCGAAGUCAAAAAAGAAAUCUAAGAAGACCCAGAGCGCGGAUCAUUCACAGAAACAUCAGGACGAGCCGAGCGAAAGUUCGAAACGCAGGAGGCUUUCGAUGCACACAAGUCCAGAGCGUCGGUAUGGAAGAGGUCGAAAGGCAUCGAUUGCACCGAGCCUGGCUCCCGUGCUAGAGAACCGCCCGAGUGACGAGGCGCAUGAACAGCAGCAAACUUCUGAUGGCCACGACAACGCUGUGACAGCGAGCAUCCCUGCAGCGGAAAGAACAGUAGGGAGGAGAGCUUCGCUACAAGGCUUACACGGAGAUGCUGAGGCUGUGAGCGCAGGAGAGAGACCACAUUAUUCUCGUCCACGAAAGCAAUCGAAUAACGAAGAGAUCGCUCGAAAACGUUCCGCCACCACGACAGUCACUGAUGAGAAGGAGGACUCCGCGAAGAAACCUCAUCAGCGUAGGAAGCAUCGAGAAUCGGGGAAAGAAAGCGUCGCAGAAUUUCAAGCUCGUACUGGCUUUGUGAAGCGAAACACGAGUACGGGUACAUACUUUGAAACUUCUCAGACAAGUGAAGUCGAUACUAGAACAACAGAGACCCUGAAAAGCGAACACGUGCCGAAGAAGCAGAAGAAGAAACGGAAAAAGAAGAAGGCAGGGAAGAAGGUGUAUAGAUUGGUGGUAGACAAGGAGGAGUGGAGUGAAAGUGACGGGUAA